AUGUAUGCUUCUAAAUUUUCUUCGGGAAUCCUUCGCGGCAUGUUUUUUUACGCCAGAUGCCUGGGUCUAGUCGCUAUUCGAUUGCGGAAACCGAGGGAUAAAGUUAAUGGCAUGGAGAAAACUUGGUGUAUCCGUCGAGCGUGGUGGAAGUGGUUUCCGGUUAUCUGGCGACUUUUACCUGUCUGUGCAUAUGUUUAUACAUACGGUUCAUGGAUUUGGAGCAGAAAACGUACAAUUGAUAUAAUACUGAACACAAUUCGCCUGGUGCUCUCGAUUGUCUGCUAUCUGUCGAUGAUUUACGUAAGGAUUUGUCAUGGAUCAAAAGUGGCUAAAUUGAUCAGCCGAUAUUUGGCUAUCUUUAUGCGGAAAAACUGGAGACUUGGAGGCGGACGAGAGUUAUUCCUAAUCUUUCUUUCGUUAUGUUGCCAUGUUCAAGAGAUCAUGUUUUUGUGGGGAAUAUUAAAAUGGGUAUUCAGUGUAAAAAAUGUAUUCGGAUGGGCCACUUACACUUAUGUAGUUAUUGCCAGCAAUAUGAUUAUGCGUAUAAAUUUUAUUUGGUACCUUAGCUUGGGUGUUCUUUAUAGAAAUUUGAAUGAAAAUCUAAAUUUUCAGUCAAGAUCUCUAAGAUAUAAGUCCUUACGUUUUCGGAUAAAUAGAACCCAGCGACUGAAGAAAACUUUUUUGCUUUUCCGGGAGCUUUCCUAUGUAGUUCCCCUUCUGCAGGACGUUUUUAAUGUGCACCUAUUUUUGAACACAGUGCAGACAGUUCUACAUAUAGUGGUGAUUUCUUAUAAAAUGAUAAUCGACCUAAACUUUACUAAGUUUUGGUUAUGGCUCUUUUUUCUUAAAAAUAUGGUCGAUUUGCUUAUUCUUACUUUAGCUAUUCAAGAAGCAGUUAAUCAGUUUAGAUACAUUCGGGAACAUAUACUGGAUAUUUUCUUUGUCGGCAAGUCAAAAGAUUGGAUCAGAUCGGUGGAAAUGUUUGUCACCCAUCUGAACCUGAACGAGUUUAGGGUUCGGCUUUUGGGCCUGUUUGAUGUUUCGAACAAACUAUUUCUUGUGAUUGCGUCUGGAUUGGUUAUCUAUCUAGUUUUUAUCGUACAGUUUGUAAUGCAGAUUCGAGGGAAAUAG
This is a messenger RNA of Drosophila subpulchrella, 1131 nucleotides long. It is a transcript of the gene Gr93d, whose product is annotated as putative gustatory receptor 93b. Bases 1 to 1131 code for a protein of 376 amino acids. Gene Ontology annotation, cellular component: membrane. Gene Ontology annotation, biological process: sensory perception of taste. The record is from RefSeq and is a predicted model, not a curated record. The transcript is spliced from 2 exons. NCBI's taxonomy places the organism in Eukaryota, Metazoa, Arthropoda, Insecta, Diptera, Drosophilidae.